AUGCCGGGCAUAAUUUCAGAUGAUGGGGCAGCUCGCAAGCGGAAGAGAGCUGCCGCCAACGGUGCAGUGGCAGUGACCAAGGCACGAAAAGCACCCAAGACCACAUAUACGGACGAUACGCAGUCGCAAAUCCUGUCACUCGAGGAACAGAUUCUGGAAUCGCCUGAGCACUACGACAAUAUUUCGAAACUCCUCAAACUCGUGGAGAGCGUAGAGAAGAAACCAAAAACAGCAUCAAUCGCUGCUGUGGCUCUAUGUCGAACAUUCUGCCGCCUCAUCGCCGGAGAGAAGUUGUCAAAGAGAAGCAACGAGGAUGCUGACACUGCACAAUGGCUUCGAGGACAACUUCGCGAAUACGUUGCUACAGUCUCCAGCUGGAUAGGGAGCCCAGAUGCGUCGAUUGAAAGCACAGCACUUACUCUGUGCAUGCGAAUCGUGAAGGAAGAGGCGUCUGAAGUGGGAAAGAAUGCUGAGCAAGUUUGGCGGGCCAGCAACUCGAAUUUUGUGACGCUCGUGAAAGCACUGUUGAAGGAGACGGAUGCGGAAGCCGCGCGACAAGAGUUUGUGGACAAAUACGUGGAGGAGAACGACGACGUACGGUUCUACACGUUUGCGGCCGUCAAGCAAUGCCUGCAUGAAAGCGCAACUCGAGAGGAUAUUGUGGGCAAUGCGAUUGAGCUUUUGGUACAGCUGGAAAAUGUUCCAGAGAGCGAACAGGAGCUCGACAACUGGUUCGCCGAAGCACCGGAUGCCGGAAAACAUCAACUGCGGUCGUUGAAUGCCCAUCGGAAGAUAGCGCGAGAGGCGUGGCUGGCCAUCUUCCGCUCGCCUCUUGCUGCCGAACAGAGGAAGACAAUCCUCAGUGUCACAACGGCGCAAAUACUGCCUUGGUUUGCGACCCAGAUCGAGCUCUUGACAGAUUUCCUCACCGACUCCUUCAAUUCCGGGCGUGCCAUGGCUCUCAUGUCGUUGAGUGGCAUAUUUCAUCUGAUGACUGCGAAGAACCUGGACUACCCCGACUUCUACACGAAACUUUACAGCCUGCUUGACGAGGACGUCUUGCAUAGCAAGCACCGAAGCCGCUUCUUCCGCCUUCUCAAUACCUUUAUGAAUUCCUCUCAUUUGCCAGCAGCCAUGGUCGCGAGCUUCAUCAAACGACUGUCCCGGCUAGCGUUGCAGGCGCCACCAGGUGCAAUUGUCUGGACUGUGCCAUGGAUCUACAACACCCUCAAGCAGCAUCCGCCAUGCACAUUCAUGCUGCAUCGACCAUACCAUCCUUCUCACACGAUCUACUCCUUGAAUCUCAAAUACGAAGAGGAGGGCAUGGACGAUCCAUUUGACAUGAAGCAGCCAGAUCCGAUGCUCACCGGUGCCAUCGAUUCGAGUUUAUGGGAACUCGAGACGUUAACGAAUCACUUCCAUCCCAACGUGGCAACGCUUGCGAAGAUCAUGGGCGAGCAGUUUACAAAGCGCGACUACCAGCUGGAGGACUUUUUAGACCAUUCGUAUGGGUCACUUAUUGAGGCUGAGCUGGGGAAGGACAUGAAGAAGGUUCCUGUCGUAGAAUGGGAUAUACCGGCCCGCAUUUACUUCGACAAGGAGAGUGGUGCGUUGAAUGAGGUUGGCUCACUCUUGCAAAACGCUAUGGAAAGCAUGUGA
Messenger RNA from Zymoseptoria tritici IPO323, 1659 nucleotides. RefSeq lists its product as uncharacterized. Lineage: Eukaryota; Fungi; Ascomycota; Dothideomycetes; Mycosphaerellales; Mycosphaerellaceae. Gene Ontology annotation, biological process: ribosome biogenesis. The transcript has a single exon. The coding region runs from base 1 to 1659 and encodes 552 amino acids. The record is from RefSeq and is a predicted model, not a curated record. Gene Ontology annotation, cellular component: Noc4p-Nop14p complex; nucleolus; small-subunit processome.